This is a messenger RNA of Osmia lignaria (orchard mason bee), 381 nucleotides long. The record is from RefSeq and is a predicted model, not a curated record. Lineage: Eukaryota; Metazoa; Arthropoda; Insecta; Hymenoptera; Megachilidae.
GUUAGGAAAAUGCCUCCUAAAGCAAGUGGAAAAGCUGUGAAGAAAGCUGGCAAAGCACAGAAAAACAUCAGCAAGACCGAUAAGAAGAAGAAGAGGAGGAGGAAAGAAAGCUAUGCAAUCUACAUCUACAAAGUGUUGAAGCAAGUCCAUCCUGACACUGGUAUUUCCAGCAAGGCGAUGAGCAUCAUGAACAGUUUUGUGAAUGACGUCUUUGAGCGGAUUGCUGCUGAAGCCUCACGCUUAGCUCAUUACAACAAGAGAUCGACCAUCACAUCUCGGGAAAUCCAAACGGCCGUCAGACUUUUGUUGCCUGGUGAAUUAGCGAAGCAUGCUGUUUCUGAAGGCACCAAAGCUGUUACCAAGUACACCAGUUCGAAGUAA